AUGGAAGUCCAAGACAACCAAGGCAAGGAAAAUUUGGCCAUCCAGACUCUGAACACGCGGCAAGGAAAACCGACGAAGUACAAGACCAUCGAGCCGACACUGGCUGAGGACCUGAGCAAACACAACCCGUAUCUCUAUAGCGCAAUUCCUGAUCACUCCGAGCUGGAUCUGCUGGGCGAGGACGAUCUGAUCAAAAUUGCACUCAUCAACAGAGAGGACAUCUGGCUGUUUGUGGAAAGGGUGGAAGAGGACACUGACAUCAUCUAUGCCAAGGUAGCGCAGCGAGUAAAGAGGGCACAUGAACUGCAGGAGGGUCAGCGCGUGGCAGUGAAGAAGGAGCACGUGUGUGAGAUCAAAUACCAUGAUGCUCAUGACGAUUCUGACUAG
Molecule: messenger RNA, 387 nt
Organism: Coccomyxa subellipsoidea C-169
Lineage: Eukaryota; Viridiplantae; Chlorophyta; Trebouxiophyceae; Coccomyxaceae
Exons: 6
Coding region: 1-387 (128 amino acids)
Source: RefSeq, a predicted model, not a curated record